CACACAAGUUAACUUACGUCGUCUGCUGUCAGUGCAUCAGCUCCAAAAUGCGAACCCAGCGGAGAGAUUCCCCAGAGCCCCGGAGCGGAGAGCCCGAGUCCCCCACACCAGACAUAGAACAUCAGCAAUCAGAAGCGGAUGUUUCAGAAAACAGUACCGAAAAUGGUCAAAUGAAACCUACAGCAUCGGAUACCGAGAGAAAACCUUCAGGUCCCAGAAUCACAAAGGAGUUUUUAAGGAACCACUGCAAACAAAACAAACUGUACCUCACGCCAAGUCUGAAUGACACCCUAUACCUCCAUUACAAAGGUUUUUCUGUUAUAGAAAGCUUAGAGGAGUAUACUGGUUUGCGAUGCCUCUGGUUUGAGUGCAACGGGCUCCAGAGAAUCGAGAACCUACAGAAUCAGACAGAGCUGCGCUGCCUGUUCCUACAGCAGAACCUCAUCCACACCCUCCAGAACCUCGACCCACUGGCCAAGCUCAGCACACUCAAUGUGUCCAACAACUAUAUCAGGGUCAUCCAGAACAUAUCUUGCCUGAGAGAGCUGACUACACUGCAGAUCUCCCAUAAUAAACUGGAGCGUGUGUGCGAUGUGGAGGAGCUGUGUCACUGCCCCUCUCUCAGUGUUCUUGACCUGUCACACAACCAGCUCAAUGAUCCAGAAAUGAUCACUGUACUGGAAAAGAUGCCAAAUUUGAGAGUGCUAAACCUUAUGGGUAAUGAAGUCAUAAAGAAAAUUCCAAACUACAGGAAGUCACUGAUUGUUCGGUUAAAGCAACUAACAUAUCUGGAUGACCGACCUGUGUUUCCAAAGGAAAGGGCUUGUUCCGAGGCCUGGGCCACUGGGGGGCUGGAGGCUGAGCGAAGGGAGAUGGAGCUCUGGCAGACCAGAGAGCGGAGGAAGAUCCAGGACGGUCUGGAUGCUAUGGCAGCUAUCAGAGACAGCGCGCUAAAGCGGAGACAAGCUGAGGAGCAACAGGAGGAAGGAAUCUUUGAGCCUCAGAGUUCUGCUGUAGAUCAGAACAGGCUGCAUGAGGAUGCUAACCUGGCUACAUUAAAAACAGAGCAGACUGACCAAGAUGAGCACAAUUCAUUAGCAUCAGAGACAGCAUCGGAUAACAGAACGAUACAAUCUGCUUCAGCGCAAGCAGAGCAAGAUCAGACUAACCAAUCAGGAGCAGACGAGGAGCCUAAUCUACACUCCGCAUCAAGACUGAAGCAGAUUCCCCAGGCAAUGUCAAACGCGAAUGAGGUUGAUCAAGCAGCGUGUGAGACGGAGGAGGUUCCUCAGUCAGAGGUCAUUCUGCCUGCAGCAGUGCAGUCAGGACAGGGGAUGAGGAAACAAAGCCAGGAGAGGAUGCCUCCUGUGAAGUUAACACCAGGAGAUCAGAAGAAGAUACACAAAGAACCAUCUUGGUUAAAAUCUGAGUCUGAAGAUCUGCUGCUGAUGCCUGGCAGAGAUGGCCCUGUCACUGAACUGAUCCCAGAUGAUGAAAUAGAGACCAUCAUCCUGUCUGACCCUCCAUCACUCACUAUCAAUGAUCUGCCUGAUCUGGAGGAUGUGGAUACCAGAUACAUACCAACAGUUCCACAGGUGUUCCACCCAAAAAUCCAGGUCGUGUCUGGUACUGACAGCGACUCCGACCUAGAACCCACUUUGUGUGACGGGCUUCAGAGAAGCUUCAGGUUUCCAGAACAAGCCCGGCUCAUUGGUGUCUCAGCUGAAAGAAUGUCAAUCAGAGACAAUGAUUGUCUUCCAUCCAACCAGAUAGCACAGGCAGUGGACCCUGAGGCAGGUGAUGCCCUGCCCACAGCAGAAGAAAACACUAAAAAAAGACUUAUUGAAGAGCUAGACUGACACACACACUGCUGCUUAUUUGACUAAAGUUGCGAUUGUUUCAUUAUUAAUAUCUAAAGGUUUUUAUAAAGGUUUUA
Messenger RNA from Electrophorus electricus (electric eel), 1936 nucleotides. RefSeq names its product dynein axonemal assembly factor 1 (gene dnaaf1). Gene Ontology annotation, biological process: axoneme assembly. Gene Ontology annotation, cellular component: axoneme. The record is from RefSeq and is a predicted model, not a curated record. Gene Ontology annotation, molecular function: protein binding; dynein complex binding. NCBI's taxonomy places the organism in Eukaryota, Metazoa, Chordata, Actinopteri, Gymnotiformes, Gymnotidae.